Messenger RNA from Lactuca saligna, 423 nucleotides. The record is from the annotation of a GenBank genome assembly. Lineage: Eukaryota; Viridiplantae; Streptophyta; Magnoliopsida; Asterales; Asteraceae.
AUGAUAGGUUUUGUAUGCGGCUGUGGAACCUCCACAACGACCCUUGUGUUCAUCAUUUGCAUUUGGGUUCCAUUUGUUCAAGCCAAGAACAUGUUCUUUGCGAUCUUAUCGACCAUGAUGUUGAUGUUUAAUCUAAAUGAUCAUCAUGAUCGUGAUGAGGACCUCUGGAACAUCGUUUCAAACACCUACACUCUUUCAGCUCUUCGAUUCCGUAACGUAGUUGUCGCAGACAAUAGAGCCGCUAUGAGAGUUGUUAACGACACGUGCACUAUUUGCCUAGCUAAGUUUAGGGACACAGAUACAGUGAGUCAAAUCAACAGGUGUCGUCAUGUAUUCCAUACAUGUUGCAUGGCGAGAUGGAUAAGUGGGGACAACUUCAGUUGUCCACUUUGUAGAUCUAAUAUGUUUGAUGCCGCAUGCUAA